This is a messenger RNA of Malaya genurostris, 1678 nucleotides long. It is a transcript of the gene Mfap1, whose product is annotated as microfibrillar-associated protein 1. Bases 96 to 1589 code for a protein of 497 amino acids. Gene Ontology annotation, cellular component: U2-type spliceosomal complex. NCBI's taxonomy places the organism in Eukaryota, Metazoa, Arthropoda, Insecta, Diptera, Culicidae. The record is from RefSeq and is a predicted model, not a curated record. Gene Ontology annotation, biological process: mRNA splicing, via spliceosome. The transcript has 3 exons. Gene Ontology annotation, molecular function: RNA binding.
UCUUUGUUUAUGUCAAAUCUUUAUUGAUUUGGUCGAAAUCGUUUGUAAAACAUUUUUCAAUUCAGGAUAACCAGAUUACAUAGAAAUUCCUCACAAUGAAUAACCAACCGACAAUUUACGGAAUCCAGAGUACGGCUGGUGCCAUUCCAAUACGGAAUACGAAAGGUGAACUGUCUAUGCAAAAAGUAAAAGUCCAUCGAUACGUGUCGGGAAAACGUCCGGAAUAUGCCCAAUACGCUAGUAGUGACGAAGAAACCGACGACGAUGAUUUCAUGGAUAAUCGUCGGGCAGCUGCAGCAGAAGAACUGGUCCGAGAGCAGCGACGUCGCGAAGGUUCAGCUGAAGACAAUGAUACACUUCCGGAAGAUAUUGAUGAUCCCAGAAUCCGUCGUUUGCAAGCCAUUCGUGCUGCCGAAUUGGAAGAAAUCGAACGGGAAAGACGUGAGCGGCAUCGGGUGAUUCAUGAACCGGAAUUGGUUCAAUCGGAAGAAGAAAAUGAUGAUCAGCAAGAGGACGAAUCGGUUCCGAAUGAUGAUUCUAGGAUGAUGCACCAGAAGCAACGACAUCGCCCCGAGGAAUCGGAUGACGACGACGAAGAAGAAGAAGACCAGAAUGAGAAUGAUGAAGACACUGGACUGAGAGUUCGACGGCUCUCCGUUGGUUCCGAGUCGGAAUCCGAUACCGAGUUGAGUGACACUGAAAUUGAACGCCGACGACAGAUGCUGAAACUGAAAAUGCUGCAACAGAAAAAGGAAGAAGAAGUACUGCAAAAAGAAGACGAAGGCCAGUCCGAUUCGUCGGAGUCGGAAAGCUCGGAAUACGAAGAAACCGAAAGCGAAGAAGAAAAUGAGCCAAGAUUGAAACCUCUAUUCGUCCGUAAGAAGGAUCGAACUACCGUUAUAGAAAAGGAGAGGGAAGCGAAUAGGCAGAAGCAAUUGGAAUAUGAAGCCAAAAAAUCUGCCAAGGAACGUCGACGUCAAACACUGAAAUUAGUCGAAGACAGCAUAAAAAAAGACAUGGAGAAAAUUAAAACGGAUAACGAGCCGAAUUUGAACGACGUCAACACGGAUGACGAAAAUGAUGAAGUUGAAUAUGAAGCAUGGAAGUUACGUGAACUAAAACGUAUCAAACGAGAUCGCGAGGAGAAGGAAGCAUUGGACAAGGAGAAGAUAGAAAUUGAACGGUUGCGUAACAUGACGGACGAUGAACGUCGCCAGGAGCAACGGCUUAAUCCGAAACUUAUCACAAACAAAACGGUCAAGGGCAAGUACAAAUUUCUUCAGAAAUAUUACCACCGUGGUGCUUUCUAUCUGGACAAUGAGGAUCAAGUGUACAAACAGGAUUUCUCAGCGCCCACGCUGGAAGAUCACUUUGAUAAAACCAUCCUGCCGAAGGUUAUGCAAGUUAAAAACUUUGGACGCUGUGGAAGAACCAAGUACACACAUCUGGUGGAUCAGGAUACAACGAAGUUCGAUUCACCGUGGUUCAACGAUACGGCCAACAAUGUCAAAUUCCACAACGAGCGGGCCGGAGGAAUGCGGCAAGUUUUCGAUAAACCAUCGUUGCACAGAAACAAACGGGACAUGUAAAAUAUUUUUAUUUUUCUCUUAGAAUUAACAUUUUAAAAACAUUUAUCGUAGUAAUAAGAAAUAUAUAUACCAGCAUUCUAUUGGGUUGA